GGUAAAGAAGGUGAUAGAGAUGGUAGAGUGUGGGUGGGUGUAGUUAAGCAGAGAGAGAUGCCAUUGCUCGUAUCCAAUUGCGCUAAAUCCUUUAUCCUCUCCACGCUCCCAAAGUCCAAGCAAAUGUCCCGUCAAGCUCCCGGCGUCGUCAAAACGCGCCUGAGGGGCGUCGUUUUCGACAUGGACGGCACCCUGACCGUCCCGGUGAUCGAUUUUCCGGCGAUGUACAGGGCGGUGCUGGGCGACGAGGAGUACCUGAGGCUCAAAGCGGAAAACCCUUCCGGCAUCGACAUUUUGGGCCACAUCGACGGCUGGCCACCUCACAAACAGCGCAAGGCAUUCGACGCCAUUGCUGAGGUCGAGCGUCAGGGUCUCGAGCGCCUUCAAAUCAUGCCUGGUUGUGCUGAGCUUUGUGCGAUGCUCGAUUCUAAGAAAAUAAGGAGGGGUUUGAUCACUCGGAACACGAAGUCAGCAGUUGAUUUGUUCCAUGAAAGGUUUGGGAUUACAUUUUCUCCAGCAUUAAGCAGGGAAUUUCGUCCUUAUAAACCCGAUCCAGGUCCACUACUGCAUAUUUGUUCUCUUUGGGAAGUUCAACCAAAUGAAGUUAUAAUGAUUGGAGAUAGCCUUAAAGAUGAUGUGCCUUGUGGAAGGCAAGCAGGAGCCUUUACAUGCUUGCUUGAUCAAACAGGAGUAUAUGAUUCUCCCGAGUAUGCUGAUGUUGAAUUUAAACCAGAUUUCAAGGUGACUUCCCUUGAUGAAGUUCACUCAGUUCUGAAGGAAAAUUUUGAUUUGUCACCAUGAUGUCAAGGAUUGUUAACGUGAACCAUUAUUUUGUGGUUUAUGCUUGAGAUAUGGAGGAGGCAUAUAUGUUAGGAGUAGUUUUAUUCCUUCACGAAACAAAAUAUCAUUAAAACUUUAGGUUGAAGGAUUUACUAGGUGGCAUAUUAAUAAUGAUGCUGUAACUUGUCUUAUAUGGGCAUGAAUGCCAUCCAAAAUUACUGUUCUAAAAUUUGAUGUCGGUAGCAAGAUACAUUGGAUUGUGCUGUACAUGUUGCCUCUCUUUCUUGGACUUGCGAGUUCUGGAUGUUACUUCAGUUUUUUGGACUCGUGGGUUUUGGCACGAUGUUAUGUCUGGUUUUGUGCAUAUUAAGACUUCCCAGACAGAGUUCAGUUACAAGUAUAUAUGUGAGGGAAACUUAGCCUUACAAAGUGUAAUUGUUUCUCCUUAACCAAUGUCCAUGGAUUCGUAAUAGAAAAAAGCGUUUGCCAAUUGUCAUUUU
Glycine soja is the source of this 1280-nucleotide messenger RNA. RefSeq names its product haloacid dehalogenase-like hydrolase domain-containing protein At2g33255. The transcript is spliced from 5 exons. The record is from RefSeq and is a predicted model, not a curated record. The coding region runs from base 58 to 801 and encodes 247 amino acids. Lineage: Eukaryota; Viridiplantae; Streptophyta; Magnoliopsida; Fabales; Fabaceae.